Messenger RNA from Durusdinium trenchii, 2384 nucleotides. NCBI's taxonomy places the organism in Eukaryota, Dinophyceae, Suessiales, Symbiodiniaceae. The record is from the annotation of a GenBank genome assembly.
AGCUCCUGUACAGUAGGACGUCGAAUGAGGAUGGCAGGGCUUGUUGUUUUCUGGCUCUUUCAACCAUGAUCGAUUACGAGUAUAGUGUGUACAAUUGUGCGUUCUUGUUGCGAUAUCGCGGCAGCGUUUUCCCCUUUGCCUGCUUGGUGGCCUUUCCAUGCACCCUUGCCGCCGCACUGUUGAAGAGUUUUACACUCCACGAUCCAGAUUUUAACAUGUCGGACUGGCAAUUGCUGGCAGAUGGCAGCUCUGGUGCUUGGAGCGGCUUCAAUUUCCUGGUUGGCUUUGUCAUCGUGUUCCGAACGUCCCAGGCAUACACUCGCUUUUGGUCUGCCUUAGGCGACACCCACCAGAUGAUGGCAGCAUGGUUUGAAGCGGCGAGCAGUGUUGUUGCAUUUUCAAGGAGCUCCCCUGCAGACAUGUUGGUCGUUGAGAAUUGGCUCCACACUGUGAUUCGAUUGUUCAGCCUGCUGAGUGCAUCCGCCUUACAGGAACUGACGGAUGUUGCAUAUCACCACACUUGGGGAUUGCCAACCUUGGAUGCAUCUGCGAUUGAUCCACAAAGCAUAAGCACUCUUGAUGCUUCGUCCUGCAGAGUGGAGCUGCUUUACCAUUGGAUCCAGCAGUUCAUCUCAGAUGGAGCUCAGCUAGGCGUGCUCACUACACCUGCACCUUUGCUAAACCGCACCCUUGCAGAGCUGGCCAAGGGAAUGGACAAAUAUCAAGAUGCGAUGAAACAUUCCAAGAUCCCUUUUCCCUUUCCCUAUGCGCAAACUACCUUGGUGCUCUUAAUCUUCCAUUGGAUUCUGACGCCGCUGGUCAUGGCGCAGUGGACAACUACGGUGUUUGGAUCCGCAGUCUUCACCUUUGUUCAGGUAUUUACCUUGUGGUGCCUCAAUGCUACAGCUGUGGGUUUCGAGCGGCCGUUCGGGGGAGAGGCAAACGAUAUUGACCACAUCGACUUACAAAUGAUGAUGAACAAAAGCCUCAUCAACUUGAUGGAACCACGAUCUCGCCGACUUCCCUUCAUCCCAGCUACAACGUAUCUCGACAUCGAGGUACUACGGAAAAGGGACACAAUCCACGCGGCUGCAUUGCAGCAGGAAGGCUGGGAGCUAAAGGAUAUAGACUGGAACGCAGGUAUCGCUGGUAUGGCAGGUGCUUUCCAAGCUUGUUGUCGUUCCUGCAGUAAACGACGCAGACCUACUGCAGGGCGCAGCCUCAUUGCAGUCUCUACACGCUACAGCAGCAAACGUUAUUGUGAAAUAGACGGAGAAAAGACAGCCGUGCUGACUGUCGGAAUCGUUGGCUCCGAAUUGUUCUUGGCACUGCCAGCCCUUCCAAAUGACACCCGGAACACGUUUGAAGUGCUCAACGUCGCAGGGCGCCCCUGCACAUUGCGAGCAAAGCGGAUCCCAAUCCAACAAAGACAUUUGCUGACUAAAGCACCAGAUCCGGCAUGGAAUGACGAUUAUCGUGAUUUUCCACCGGAGUACAACUUUGCAGCUGAAGCACUGGCAAGAGCAUACGAGAAGCAGAAGGGGUCAAGAGCAGAGGUAGGAAGACAUUCCCAAGGCGAAGAGGCCAAAGUGAUGAGAGGUGUGUCCCAGCAUUUGCAAGGAGGUCCAGGAGAAGCAGCACCUGAAGCAGAUGACAAGGGCCCAGUCCUUCCAGGUGCAGUGCAGGACCUUAAGGACCCUAUGCCAGAGGCUCCGAGUGGGUCGAGUGAGAGGAAGGUGGCACCUCUUCCCGCCGGUGGGACUGGAGUUGCUACACAGCCAGACGCUCCUUCCAGUGAAAAGCCCAGCGAAGAACACCUGUCCGCGAGGAAAGAAGGUCCGAGGGAUGUGGUUCUUCCAUGGAUGCGAGAAGCGGAUGAAGGGAAGAAGCCGGAGGAGCCAAAGCCUCCAGAAGGAGGGCAAGUCCUUCCAUGGGGGGCGCAGAUAACUGGAAAGGAGGUUGAAUCGGCACCAGCUGAGGAUGCAAAAUGUGACCUCGAAGCUGGAGCACAGGACCCCGAGCAAGUCAUGCAGGAUGGCAGGGAGGUCACCGCUGCAGUGAGUUUCCCCAAGGGUGUGGAACAAACGGAGCAUACGCCCCUUGUGGUCGAAAAAGAGGCACUUCAACAUGCGGACACAUCGGGCUUGAUUCUGGCUGCAGAGUCUGCCCUGGCUACUCAAGGCCAAGCCUAGCCUGGAACUAUGCAGCCUCCCGCCCAAAACGGGUGAAAGGUGACAGCAGCUAGAUCAAACUACUUGUGGCUGGCCAAAGGCCAGCUGGCCCACCGGGUGCACAACGCAUCGUGCGGAGUGGAGUAGCCCACACCACCUCUAAUCGGAUUGCUGCCUGCAGCUGACAAAACUGGUCAGCCGAAGGGAGGAAAA